Messenger RNA from Heteronotia binoei (common prickly gecko), 698 nucleotides. RefSeq names its product protein RoBo-1-like. The coding region runs from base 1 to 696 and encodes 231 amino acids. NCBI's taxonomy places the organism in Eukaryota, Metazoa, Chordata, Lepidosauria, Squamata, Gekkonidae. The transcript is spliced from 6 exons. The record is from RefSeq and is a predicted model, not a curated record.
AUGGAAUAUCUCUUCUCCUCUUUGCGCUUAUCAGCUAUUUCCUUAUUGCAUUUCGGGGUUGCACAAGCUGACAGCAUCUUCUGCUUCAAGUGCACCAGUAGUCACGGUUAUAACUGUAGCAUGACCCAGCAAGAAUGCACCUCUGCAGUCAACAGCUGUAUCACCAUUGCCCAGACUGAGGACACAGGACCCCUGGACAUAGAAAACCCAACUUAUGAAAAGAAGUGCAAUUCUGACGAUCGUCUGUGCAACCAGUUUGGUUUCUACGGCCUGGUGGCUGGGGAUUUCCGCCUGCGUUGGAACUCCAGCUGCUGCCGCUCGGAUAGCUGCAACAACCAGAACAUCAUAGUACAAAAAGCAUCUCAAGUUCUCAAUGGCGUUCGUUGCAGCUCAUGCUUUGCUCGAGGCCCGAACGUGUGUCCGGACGCCACCCAAGUGAACUGUACCGGGCAGCUGGACCAGUGCAUCCAUUUUGUUACCAUCGCUAAGGAAGAGAAAUACAAGGACCAACAGGUGACCAUCAAAGGCUGUGCCACCAAGAACAUGUGUUCUAUGGGAGCUACCGCGCUGUUUGCAUCUGGCCGCCAGGUCUAUGUCAAGACCAUCACGUGCAGUGGGGCUCCAGAGGUCCCUUCCCAGCACAGCCUGUCUCUGUCUGCCCUCGUAGGAUUAUUCUUUCUUAUCUACCAGUCCUGAUU